Molecule: messenger RNA, 1669 nt
Organism: Topomyia yanbarensis
Lineage: Eukaryota; Metazoa; Arthropoda; Insecta; Diptera; Culicidae
Product: probable cytochrome P450 9f2
Exons: 2
Coding region: 43-1641 (532 amino acids)
Molecular function (GO): oxidoreductase activity, acting on paired donors, with incorporation or reduction of molecular oxygen; heme binding; monooxygenase activity
Source: RefSeq, a predicted model, not a curated record
CUUCAACACCAGACCGUGUGCGACUGUCGCUGGAUAAACACCAUGGAGGUGAACGUCGUCUACUUAACGCUAAUAGUCGCGACCUUGGGGCUAAUCUAUCGCUGGCUAACCAAAGACCAUGAUUACUUUCGCGAGAAACCGAUUCCCUCGUUGGCUGCGUGGCCCGUAUUCGGAAGCACUGCUGAUCUGAUGCUGAAAAAAUGCUCGUUUAUGGAUUAUGUAAAGCGAGUCUACGAUAAAUUUCCAAAUGUGAAAGUAUUCGGCUUGUUCGACACCAACUCUCGCGUGUUCGUCAUCCGAGACCCGGAACUUAUCAAACAGAUUGCGGUGAAAUAUUUCGACCACUUUAUCGAUCGACGACAAAUUUUCGGCACCAGCACCGACGAUAACCCGGAUGUGCUGUUCAACAAAGCCGUGGUGAUGCUAACCGGUCAAAAGUGGCGAGAUAUGAGGGCUACUUUAAGUCCGGCUUUCACUGGUAGCAAGAUGCGGGCGAUGUUUGGCCUGAUGACGGAGUACAGUGAUCAGAUGGUUCAGAUUCUACGAAAGGAAGCCGAUAGUGGGAGGGGGUUCAUCGAGUACGAUAUGAAGGAUUUGUUUUCACGCGUUGCUACCGACAUUAUUGCAACAUGUGCGUUCGGUAUACAGGUGAAUUCGGUGAAGGAUACAGGAAACGACUUUUAUAUGAUGGGAAAGGCGAUGCUAAAUUUCCUCAGAACGUCGGUGGUAGUGCGUAUGCUGGGAUAUUCGUUAUUCCCUGGUGUAAUGCAAAAGUUAGGGAUCGAUGUUAUUGAUAGAAAGCAAAUACGCUACUUCUCGAAUAUGGUCAAAGAAACAAUAAAAAAUCGAGAAACUCAUGGAAUUGUUCGACCGGACAUGAUCCAUCUAUUGAUGAUGGCAAAGAAGGGUACUUUAAAGUUUCAACACGAAACUUUCAAAACGAUUGAAGGAUUUGCCACUGUAGAUGAAUCUAAUGUAGGGACAGCAUCCGUUACCAAAACCCUAACGGAUGCGGAAAUUACAGCACAGUGUAUGAUAUUCUUUAUCGCUGGAUUUCAGGCCAUAUCGCUAUCUAUGGUAUUCAUGGCUUACCACCUCGCCAUGAGUCCUACGAUUCAACAGAAACUUUACGAGGAGAUUCUAGAAACAAGCAAGCAAUUGAAACAACAGGCAUUAUCAUACGAUACUCUACAAUCGAUGAAGUACAUGGAUAUGGUUGUAUCGGAGACACUUCGAUUGUGGUCCAACCCAAUGACGGAUCGUCUGUGCACUAAAGAUUACACCCUGGACGAUGGCAAGGGGCUUAAGUUUACGAUAGACAAAGGAACCUGCGUAUGGUUUCCGAUCUACGCCAUUCAUCACGAUCCGCAGUACUACCCAAAUCCGGAGGAAUUCGAUCCGGAACGAUUUAAUGACGCGAAUCGAGCGAACAUCAAUAUGUCCACCUAUUUGCCAUUCGGAAUUGGGCCACGUAAUUGUAUCGGGUCGCGGUUUGCGCUGAUGGAAAUGAAGGCAAUCACGUACAAACUGUUGCUGAGUUUCAGCAUUGAGCGAACGGAACAAACUGAAGUGCCACUCAAGAUCGGUAAAGGACUCGUCCCAACGGUUGCUGCCCAUUUAAGGCUUAAGUUAAGAGCAUGAAAAUAUCUAUAUUUGAAACUGUGUGUGA